AUGCAAACAGGAGACUACGACGGGGCAAAGGCGCGCUCAAAAUUCAAGCUCGGAACCAGCAAUGGCAGGCACCACUUGGUCAACUCCGUCUUCCAGUGCCCGGGCCAUCGAGUGGCGGAGAAGAAGGGACAUUGUCCCAGGACUGCAUUUCUUGUCCACGACCUGCCUGUCGUUGACCUGUUUCCAACAACUUCAGAUCCUGCAACGGUGUCGCCAGAAGAGAGUCAACUCGAAACGUGCCGGAUGAUCGCUGGAUGCGGCGAUGACCAACUGAGUCCACUUCGAGUUGGUCAUCAGACCAAAAAGCGAGAAAUAUUGGAGUACUAUGACGGUGUAAAUUCCACCACCAUUCUGGGAGAGUUGUUCGGACAAGACGAGCCCCGCAGAUUUGUUCAGAUUACGGUCGGUGAAUCGAGCGGAAUCGAGCUAUCACAAGCAGAGGAUGUCGAAAGCGUGAAUAUGGACUUUUUACGGAGGCGAGGGGCAUUUCAUUUACCCUCUAAACAGAUAUGGUACGAAUUUCUCAUUUCCGUCUUCCAGACUCGAGUGACUGAGGAAUCUAGUGAAAAGCUGUUCCAGAUUUAUUUUGAGCAAGUCCACCCGUACACGCCAAUACUCGAGCGUCUUGCAUUUCUGCGUGGAUGGGUUGAAGACAAGUAUUCGAUCUUCCUCUUGCAGUGCAUUUUGACGAGCGUAGUGCCAUUUUUGCAUGAAGACUCAGUCUCGUUGAUGGGGUUUGCAGAUCGAAGGAGUGCUCAGAGAUCGUUCUUCUCUAAAGCGCAACUGCUCUAUGACCUGGAAUUCGAGAAGUCCCAGUUAUGUCUUCUCCAGGGCUCCCUGAUGUUGACCUCAUCACAUUUUGAAUUCAUUGUGGACAAAGACUGCAGAUUCUGGCUGAUCAAUGCGGUUCGAUUAGCCACGCAAAUGGGGCUUCAUCGCAAGCAGAUUGCAGCUCAACUUGACCCAUCGACUAGGAAACUCUUCACCCGUCUAUUUUGGGUGCUCUACAACAGAGAUGUUCUAAUGGCGAUUGCCGGACGCGCAAAUGUGCGACGCCUCAAUGACUAUCAUUGUGAUGUGUCGGAACUAACAGAGCACGACUGGGAUGAUGAGGAUUACCACGGACCAUCUGUCCUAUUCUCAUCGCCAACAACGCGAAUAGAAAAACUCUAUCUUGUACAAAACACAAAAUUGUCCAGAAUCUGUGCUCGAUAUCUCGAAAUCUUCCGAUCGACGGAAUCGAAGCCAGCAAGAUCUGGAUGUGAAGAAUUAGAGAAAGCAAUUCUCCAGUGGCGGAAAGAACUACCACCUGACCUAAACAUCGAGUUCAUUGAAAAUUGGUCAAACGAAACUGUUUGGAUAUUGGUUCUCAAGGCCAUGAGUAGCCGUCUGGAAUGUGUCCUUUACCGCAACCUGAGAACGAUGUACGAUACUGGAGACGAGAGUUCAGAACAUCGAGCUCUCCAAAAGCAGCACAAUGCCAUGCUAGACUUGUCCACAACUCUAGACCGUAUCAUGUUGCAAGAUCUUGUUGGUUGCUGCCCACUCUCGGUGAUGACUUGUGCCUCGACAGUGAUCGCGAUGCACAUCGAGACUGCGUUGGACAAAUCUAUCACCACCCCAAGAAGGCAAAAUAGUCAGAUCCAUAUUCACAAAGGUCUUGCGUAUCUCCGAGCAAGCUCUGAGCAUUGGCAUAGCGGACAAGGUUCCUUGCACAUGCUCGAAGAGAUAGUGAAAAAGACAGGCUUGACGCUUAAGGACCUAGAUGAUCGCGAAUCUGGAUUGAAACCAGUGAACCCAUUUGCUCAGAAACAAAAAGGAGCGUUAGAUCGGAGAAUUGACAGUAGUGAUAGGCCGGCUGGUCCAUCUGGACUCUUUUCUGGGGGCAAUGCCUCGAAUGAUCGGGAGACUGCUUGGACAAGCCUCCCUUUCCUUCCAGGUCUCUCGAUGGGCACUGAAAAUUCUGGGUAUGAGACAAUGGCGGGGGAGGAAGAUCCGGAGAAGUUGUUGAAUGAAUUGCUAGCCGAGAAUUUCCUCGACUUUGACGGCGCGCACGCAUGGGGACAGUUCGAAUAA
This is a messenger RNA of Exophiala bonariae, 2076 nucleotides long. RefSeq lists its product as uncharacterized. The coding region runs from base 1 to 2076 and encodes 691 amino acids. Gene Ontology annotation, biological process: DNA-templated transcription. The transcript has 4 exons. Lineage: Eukaryota; Fungi; Ascomycota; Eurotiomycetes; Chaetothyriales; Herpotrichiellaceae. The record is from RefSeq and is a predicted model, not a curated record. Gene Ontology annotation, molecular function: zinc ion binding; DNA binding.